AUCACUUCCUCUUUCCUACACGUCUGACAUUAUGUUCCGCCAACCCAUUGCAUUUAUGUUCACUGUUCUUCCUUUAGCUGAAAGAACGCAUCUCUCAAGAUGUUGGGUGACAUCAUCAGUCAGAUCACAGAUGAACUCAGCACAGAUGAAUGUAAGCGUCUGUUUUAUCUGUGUGGAGCUCUGCAUACGGACACCUGCUCCACUGAUCUCAGAACAGUCUUACAUUCUGUGCUCUGCCGAAUGACACACACUGACCACGUGUUUCUCACGGAGCUCAUGCUGAGAAUCAAACGCUACGACCUGCUGCGAGACGUGUUGAGCACUAGUAAGGGCACUGUUGAGGGGAUGCUGGAGAACAGUGGAGUCGUGUCAGAGUACAGAGUUCUGAUGGCUGAUGUAAGUGAAGACAUGGACACGCAUGACCUGAAGUCAUUGACAUUCCUCCUGAGAGACACUUUACCCAAACACAAACUGCAAAACAUCCAGAGUUUUUUAGACAUCGUUAUGGAGUUGGAGAAAGUUGAGCAGCUCUCCAGUGACAGGACGGACAGAAUUGAACAUUUAAUGAGAUCCAUUCACAGAGCUGAUCUGGCCAAAAAAAUCCGACAUUACCAGCAGAAAGUGUUAAACAAGAAACGAGAAACUUCAUCAGCAGUCAAACAGCAACUCAACACACCAGCAUCAGUAAACCGCUCAUUGGAAGUCUCUUCAUCAGUGUCCUGCAACAGAACACGUCAAGUUCACAAACUCUGUGAUAAGAGGACCGCUGUACGGAAAGAAACACCUGGUGUGUGUAGUCAGAUUGAAGUGUACAGUAUGCAGACAGAUCCUAGAGGAGUGUGCUUAAUCAUCGACUGCAUCGGCACAGAAACAGAUGCGCUGGAGAAAACAUUCACACGCUUGCAUUUCCACGUGAAGAAACACAAUCUGUUGAGCGCGGGAGACGUUGUGUCUGUUCUGAUGGACGUCGCCCGUCAGCGAGAUCUCAACAGCUCAUGUGCCUUCAUCUGCUGUAUGAUCAGCCGCAGCCGUCGCUCAUCACAUCUGCUGGACACUGACCGUCACGGGCCUGGACUCAACCUGGACACCAUCAGACACCUGUUCACCGCAGACUCCUGCCCCGGCCUGGCCGGCAAACCCAAACUCUUCUUCAUCCAGACAUAUGACGUCUCUGAGCCUCAGAGGUGUGUUGGGUUCAGAGGUCAAGAAGACGGAGAGCUGGAAACGGACGGUCCUGCGAUGUUCUGCCGAGGGAGGAGCGUCCCGACGGAUGCAGACAUCUUCUGGAGUCACUGCUGCAGUCAAGAGAAGCAGCAGAAGACACCAGAACAUCAGUCUGUGUACCUGAACGCUCUCACAUCUGCUUUACAUGACGGACACAUCAGGAGGACUCAUCUGCUGGAUGUGCACACAGCCGUGAAUCGUGAAGUAUUUCAACACAACAGCAAAUUUCCAGGAUCUUCUGUCUUAAAUCUAAAACACACUCUCAGAAAAAAUAUCUAUUUAUGAUUCCUGAUGUUUAUGAGGGAGGUUAAGUAAAAGUAAAGAUGUGUUUUUAUCAGUAACAUUUCAAAUGCUUCAACAAUAUCACAAUGAUGUUCGGAUUGAUUGUAUCAAUUAUCACUUGCAUUUUAUUGUAAUUUUAUAAGAAAUGUUUCAUAGUCUGAAACCUAUAUGAGGUAACAUGAUCAUAUCAUGUGUUCAUCAUGUGCUCACAAUGAGCGACUGAUCGUCAUGUGACCAGAAAUGAACAGUGUUUCUGUAAGCGUGACAUGUUUAGACGGCUGAAAUCUAAACCGUCUUGAAAUGGCAUUCCAUGUUUCUGUGGAGAUCUUUUCCAAGUGUAAAUUAAAUAAAGAAAACAUUAUAUUAAA
Triplophysa dalaica is the source of this 1874-nucleotide messenger RNA. RefSeq names its product CASP8 and FADD-like apoptosis regulator (gene cflarb). The record is from RefSeq and is a predicted model, not a curated record. Lineage: Eukaryota; Metazoa; Chordata; Actinopteri; Cypriniformes; Nemacheilidae. Gene Ontology annotation, biological process: proteolysis; negative regulation of extrinsic apoptotic signaling pathway via death domain receptors. Gene Ontology annotation, molecular function: cysteine-type endopeptidase activity; protein binding. The transcript has 10 exons. Bases 100 to 1509 code for a protein of 469 amino acids.